Rhineura floridana is the source of this 2285-nucleotide messenger RNA. RefSeq names its product mitochondrial pyruvate carrier 1 (gene MPC1). NCBI's taxonomy places the organism in Eukaryota, Metazoa, Chordata, Lepidosauria, Squamata, Rhineuridae. The transcript is spliced from 5 exons. The coding region runs from base 347 to 670 and encodes 107 amino acids. Gene Ontology annotation, cellular component: mitochondrial inner membrane. Gene Ontology annotation, biological process: pyruvate import into mitochondria. The record is from RefSeq and is a predicted model, not a curated record.
GGCCAAGGGGCGGGAGCACAAAGCUUUUCGCUUUAAUGUUUGUUGCUUAUGGUCCCUUUCUAAUCUAGGGCUCCGUUCGUACUUUACGGCAAGCCGCCCUUCUUCUCUGCUGGAAAAUUAUUUAGCCGAAGGGGCGCAGCUGCUUGCGCCAAUAGGCAGCGGAGUUGCGAUGACAAAAGAGGCGGUGCCGUAAAGCGGAAGCCGGUCGUGAAGAGGCAGCUCGUCCCCAGUGCCAGCGCUUGAGGAGUUUGUCAUUGGAAGCGGCAGAGGCGACUCGCGUGGCUGACCUGCGCCGAGCUCUUUGCCUUUUUUCUCCGCUGUUCCUUCGCAGUCGUCGUCUUCCGCCAUGGCGGCGGCGCUGGCCCGGAAGGCCGUGGACUAUGUGCGCAGCAAGGACUUCAGGGACUAUCUUAUGAGUACGCACUUCUGGGGGCCAGUAGCCAACUGGGGACUCCCAAUUGCUGCUAUCAAUGACAUGAAGAAAUCGCCAGAGAUCAUCAGUGGCCGAAUGACCUUUGCACUUUGCUGUUACUCAUUGACUUUCAUGCGGUUUGCAUACAAGGUGCAGCCAAGAAACUGGCUGCUGUUUGCUUGUCACUUUACCAAUGAAUUUGCACAACUUACUCAAGGAGGAAGAUUGAUCAAGUUCAACCUAGAAAAAAAGAACUGAGUGUCUGUUUAACGGGGGAAAUGGAAAAGGUGCUCCACAGAUUACAACAAAGGAAGGUCUAUAUUUGCUGCGUCGAAUAUUAUUGCAUCACCAUCAUCAUUAAAACAUAGCAACGUUCAGUGUCAUCCCAGCCCUAAAUUUUGUAGACUGACUUUUAAAAAAACCUGUGUAGCAGUUUGAAACAUUACAUCAAAUAUUUUGCCUUAUAAUUACUACUUUUUAAUAUAUUUAUUUAUGAAAUUGUUCCAUGUGCACAUACCAGAUUUUCAGAAGGAUAAGAAUUGUUCUUAACAAGCUGCAAAAAACAGGCUCUGAACCAAUUUGUGUAAUUUGAUUUUAAGAAUUUAACAAUGGGUAUUUGCCUGGCACACAAAUGUACUAAAGAGUGGUGGUUCUGUCUCCUUAAGUGCGUUGUAGUUGCCAUAAAAUAGUGCAUGUGUUUAGGAGCAUCCAUUCAUCACGGUUUUUAUAACUAAAUUGCAGGGCUGUCACAUCAGCAAUACAAUGCUGACUAAAAGCAAAUAUUUGCUGACUAACUGCUCUCAGGUUGCUGAUUUGAAUGUUGUAUGUGCUCUCCCACAUAUACAAGUCUAACUCCUAGUUCCUAAAAUUUAGGGGAUUCCAACCCCCCAGUCCCUCAAAAUAAAGUGAAGAGGGAAAACAAAAUUUCUUUGUUUUAUGGGCUGGUUGAAACAAAAUCUGAGAGUAGCACAUUCUACAUGUAGAUGGAAAGUAGGAUUAUUAUAGGAAUACCUUUUUGCCUUAGGCCUGCUUGACAUCUGCACUGCAGACAAAAUGUUAGCAUGGAGUCUGCUUUUGUAAAUGCCAACAUUUUAGGUCUGAAAAAUGGGUAAUUUCUUGAGUGGGUUAGCAACCAUAUGGUUUCGUCCUAUGCACAAGAGAAAUUUCACAUGUGAGUUGUUUGCAAAUGUUGCAUCCAGUGCUUGGAUAUUUUGUCGCCUUUGGUCAAAUGUGCUAAGUGAACAAAAUGAGUAAGCUUCUACAACCCAGUGUGUGUAGACUGCAUACCCCAAAUAGUUCAUCCAAAGUGUCACAUCUUACAAAUACUCUGAAUGCUGUGGAUAUUCAGUUUGUGUCAGUGUCCUAAUUCAUAUUACUUACUUAAGAUGUUGAUAGAAACCUUUAAAUGUUAUUUAACACAAAAUGUAACCACAGACUUAAAUGAAGACUUCUGGAAAGAAAGAGUUGAAGGAUACUUUGGUCUGCCAGAAUUAUAAAUUUAAACACGACGUUUUAAUUACUUCCUUCUAUAGCACUUAUGACUUUUAUCAACAACGGUAAAGUACCAUAUACAGGUUGUAUUUAAGUUUUGUUGUUAGCGCAAGAACUCUGGGGGCAGUAAACUUUCCCAGCGUGGGCGAGAAGUGACAGUAAGAAACUUCUAAUUAAACUAAUGGCAAUAAACUAUUCUGAGGGAAUUUUGUACUGUCAAUUUUCAAUAAUGUUAAUAAAAGCAGUACUGUACUUGCAUUACUGGAUUGUACAAAACAAGCUACUAUUUAUGGGAAAUCUAUGAAGGAUGGGACUUCUCAUGUGCAAGGUCUGUUUCUGUUGUAAUGACCUCCAAACUAAUAUUAAUACAUUGGUAAAAACA